Meleagris gallopavo (turkey) is the source of this 769-nucleotide messenger RNA. Lineage: Eukaryota; Metazoa; Chordata; Aves; Galliformes; Phasianidae. The record is from RefSeq and is a predicted model, not a curated record.
UGACCAAUCAUUUUGCUGGGAGCUCACAACACAGCAGCCCAACUGUACUUUGUUGGCUAGGAAGUUCGAGAAGGGGGUAGAGUACAAAUCUAGAUCUGUCCUAUAUUAUUUUUUUUUUUUUUCCCUUCAUUGAACCGUGCUUUGUAUGAUGUCUGAGAAUGUCCAUUUCUGGGACUCUUAGCAAUUACUAUGUCGACUCUAUUAUAAGUCAUGAAAGUGAAGACUCGCCUUCAGCUAAAUUUUCAUCUGGGCAAUAUACAAGUUCCAGGCAAGCUGGGCACAAUGAACAUCUAGAAUUCCCCUCUUGUAGUUUUCAGCCAAAACCUCCAGUUUUCAGCGCCUCCUGGACUCCUUUGAAUCCACAUUCUUCUGGUACCCUUCCUGCCGUCUACCAUCCAUAUAUUCAACAUCAAAGCGUCCCAUCUGAUAGCAGGUAUCUACGGAGCUGGCUGGAUCCAGUGCCCAGAGCAGAGACCCUCCCCGGGCAGGGAUCUGUUAAGGCAGAGCCGCUGCUGGGCCGUCCCGGGGAUGUCCAUAAACAGGGAACACAGGAGUACAAUUUAGAAACUUCUGCUGCAAGGGAAGGGAUCGUUUCCAAUCAAAGGCCCAGCUUCGAGGACAAUAAAGUUUGUGAAGGAAGCGAAGACAAAGACAGAACAGAUCAAAAGUCCAGAGCGGACAAAAGCUGGAUGGAGCCGUCCUCUUUCCUACAGAGCGCUGACUCCGGCAGCGGAGAUCAUUGCUGUAAGCGGGAAUGAGGGCGUGCGGA